Molecule: messenger RNA, 1519 nt
Organism: Neofelis nebulosa (Clouded leopard)
Lineage: Eukaryota; Metazoa; Chordata; Mammalia; Carnivora; Felidae
Gene: BIK
Product: BCL2 interacting killer
Exons: 6
Coding region: 634-1080 (148 amino acids)
Biological process (GO): male gonad development; apoptotic process; apoptotic mitochondrial changes
Source: RefSeq, a predicted model, not a curated record
GGGGAGGCAGAAGGAGGCCAGAAAGUCAGGUUGAGGGUUCAAAAGGGCCAGGGUGGCUGGCCUCUGGGGACCUGAGGACUUUGUCCUAGGGAGGAAAUGGGGGUCCCCAAAACUACUGACCAGGAUUCGGGGAGUAAUUAAAACUCUUUUACACUGAGGGAACACCCAAAACUCUGGAAGAAAGGAUCCCUGAGGGCUGUGUCUCUCUCCCUGGGCCCUUCAGACCUCGGGCCUAGCCGGGCACUGUCUUUGACUCCUUUUAAACACAUGGUAAGAACUUACUGUAAUUAGUUAAUGCUUCUUUAACGAUUUUAUUUGUUUGUUUAUUUUUCAUGUUUAUAUUUUGAGAUCAAGAGAGAGCAGGGGAGGGACAGAGAGAGAAAGACCAAGGAUCAGAAGCAGGCAGCCGGAGCCCAAUGCAGGGUUCGAACUCCUAAACGGUUGGAGUGUCUUCAUAGCUGCUUGAGCAGGAAAGGACAUAAAAGAAAAUCUCCCCAAGGCCUGUUUUCCAAACGAGGAAUUAGGGGUCCAGAGGGGCUAAGGAACUUGUCCAGAGCCAAACGGCCAAGCUGGACCCAGGUGGCCCAGCAGCCGAGUGCCCCGUGGCACAGUGUCCCUGUGCAUAGAGAAGGAAUGUCUCACGCAGGAUCCCUCUCCAGGAGCGUCUUUUUGAGCACCUUCCUGCAGGAGCAUGGCCCGGAAGUUCUGGACGUUCCUGGCAUGACCGAUCUCGUGGAGUACUAUGAUCCUGGGCCCUCCCCUAACAGCAACAGCCCCGACGAUGUGGCCAUGCGGCUGGCCUUCAUCGGGGACGAGAUGGAGGUGAGGUGGAUGAUGCCCCGCGUCGGCGAGCUGCCCGGGAUGGCCAUGUACAGCUUGGCCUUCACCUACAACCAGACGGGCCUGAGAGGUGUUCUCAGAAGUCUCGUGGAUGGUCUGGCCAACCUCAGGGAGAACAUACGGAUCUGGGGCUUCCUGACCCUCAGGAGCAGGGUGUCCCCCAACUCCGGGCGCGGGCUGGCGCUGUCCCUGCUGCUGCUGGUGUUGCUGCUGGGCUGGGGGCUCCACCUCCUCCAGUGACUGUCCCCUGCUGCUCAGCGCGGGGGCGGGGCUGGCCUCGCCCCCCUGACCACCACCCUGGAGGUGGCCUCAGUUGGUUUUGUUGUCUUUUUAACUGUUUUCUGAUGAUCCCUUUUUUUUUUUAUAUUUAAACUCUGAGUGCUGGGACACUACUGAGGUUUCAUACUAGUUUUUUCUUUUUCUUUUUGUAAGAGAAAUGAAUUCAUUAUACCUCUGGGGCCGUUACUGGGUAACUGCCCUGCCCGCGCCAAGGCCUGGCUGGGCCUGCUCUCCGGGCCCCACACCGCGCAGUGGCCGGUCCUUCCUCUAGCAGGGCGGUCACAGGGCGGGCAGCGGGGGGAGUGCUGGCCGCACCCCCGUGUCUGUGAUGCCCGCAGCAAAGAAUCUGCUGGAAUAGAUUUGGGAGGGGUAGGAGAGCUCAAUAAAAUGUUGGUUUCCA